AUUCAGGUUCCAAUGUCUGUUGAAUUUGAGGAAUUUAAUAAAUUGCGAGAAAAUACUGAAGAUAAUGUUCCUGAAAAUAUGACAGAUUUCACUGAUGAAGAAGGUUAUGGAAAAUUUCUUGAUCUACACGAGUGCUAUGAAAAGUAUCUUAACAUCAGAGGUGUUGAGAGAGUUGACUAUUUAACAUAUCUAUCAAUGUUUGACCAACUUUUUGACAUUCCAAAAGAAAGAAAAACUGCUGACUACAAAAAGUAUCUUGAAGCUGUUCUGGAGUAUCUUGAAGAUUACUGUUCUCGUGUGAAGCCACUGUUGGAUUUAAAUGAGGAAAUGGAAACAGUCUUAGUAGAAUUUGAGAAAUUGUGGGAACAAGGAAUGUUUCCUGGUUGGCAUAAAGAAACUGAAAGUGCAUUGACACAUGCUGGUGCUCAUUUGGAUUUAUCUGCUUUUUCUUCUUGGGAGGAACUGGCAUCAUUGGGCUUGGAUAGGUUAAAGUCUGCUCUUAUGGCUCUUGGUUUAAAGUGUGGUGGAACACUGGAGGAAAGAGCACAGCGCCUUUUUGAGACUAAAGGAAAGAAGCUCAGUGAAUUGGAUCCUACCGUAUUUGCAAAAUCUAAACCUGGCAAAGCUGGUCGGCAUAAAGACAUCGAAAAGCAGAAAGAAAUAGCUAUUUUAGAAGCACAGUUAUACAGACUAGUUGAGAUACUUUCUGAGCAAAGACAAGCCACAAAGGAGAAUGUUCAGAGGAAGCAAGCAAGAACAGUAGGAGAAAGAGAAGAAUCUGACAAUGAAGCAUCUGAAUCAGAAUCUGAUGAUGAAGAUGAUAAUGAUGUUAUUUACAAUCCUAAGAAUUUACCUUUGGGUUGGGACGGAAAGCCUAUUCCAUACUGGUUGUACAAGCUUCAUGGUUUGAAUAUCACAUACAGCUGUGAAAUUUGUGGAAAUUUCACUUAUAAAGGCCCAAAAGCUUUUCAGCGCCACUUUGCUGAAUGGCGUCAUGCUCAUGGCAUGCGUUGUUUAGGUAUACCAAACACAGCACAUUUUGCAAAUGUUACACAGAUUGAAGAUGCUCUUGGAUUGUGGCAAAAGCUGAAAGAACAAAAGCAAAAGGAGAGGUUUUUGCCUAGUAAUGAGGAGGAGUAUGAAGAUACUCAAGGAAAUGUUGUAAACAAAAAAACAUAUGAAGAUUUGAAACGACAAGGAUUGUUGUAAAUAUUAAUUUUUUGUUUCAGCAGAAAGUUUCCUAUCAUGUAAUAAGAUUUAAAUAAACAUGUCGAAGUUUUAAUAUUGA
Stegodyphus dumicola is the source of this 1288-nucleotide messenger RNA. It is a transcript of the gene noi, whose product is annotated as splicing factor 3a subunit 3 noi. NCBI's taxonomy places the organism in Eukaryota, Metazoa, Arthropoda, Arachnida, Araneae, Eresidae. Gene Ontology annotation, cellular component: spliceosomal complex; nucleus. The record is from RefSeq and is a predicted model, not a curated record. Gene Ontology annotation, biological process: mRNA splicing, via spliceosome. Gene Ontology annotation, molecular function: zinc ion binding; RNA binding.